AUGCGCUCUUGGAACUGGUUGACGCUUCACAUUCGAUUCAUCCAUUUCUGUUUGGAUAAGGAAACACCCCGUCAAGAAGAAGAAGGCGCAGUACAACAAGAAGACGAACAAGAAACGGCUGCGCAAGAAGAAGAAGAAGAAGAAGAAGAAGAAGAAGGCCACGAAGCCGAAGAACAAGAAGAAGACGAAGAUUUAGACGAAAUAGAUCUUCCAGAUGGGGUUAUAUUUGAUCCAACUGACCAGGAUUUGGCCAGUCAGUAUCUUAUAAACAUGAACCUGGGCAAUCCUCUUCCCGUUUAUCCUGUGAUACCAGCCAUUCAUGCCGCACAGUUCUAUAGCAUGCCCCCUAUCGAUCUUGUGGCAAACCAGGCUCCGGCGGGUGAGAGACAGUGGUUCUUCUUUGUUAACGGCGGGGUAACGACACAAACCCGAGCCGUCGGAAAUGGUGGCGCGGCAGGCUCUUGGAGAUCAUUUGGAGACGAUUUCCUAAUUUGUGAUUCAUCCAAUGGAGAAGAAGCUAUGGGCCUCAAGAUUCUUUUCACUUACUAUUCUGGGAUACCCCAGGGAAGACCAAGGAGAACUAGUUGGAAAAUGGACGAGUAUACACUACCCCACAACAAUGGUCAAUGGGUUCUCGAGAGAAUUAGAAGUUUUAUGCAGGUGGAAGACAUUGAUUACCACGACACUUUUGCUCUUGUACCAAGAUUACCACCUUGCAUUGCUGCAAUACGCCAUUGGGAAUUACAUGAGUUAGAAAUCAACAACGCGUUCUUGCAUGGGGAUUUCCACGAGGAGGUCCAUUAG
Diospyros lotus (date-plum) is the source of this 804-nucleotide messenger RNA. Its product is annotated as NAC domain-containing protein 35-like. The transcript has 3 exons. The record is from RefSeq and is a predicted model, not a curated record. Gene Ontology annotation, molecular function: DNA binding. Gene Ontology annotation, biological process: regulation of DNA-templated transcription. The coding region runs from base 1 to 804 and encodes 267 amino acids. NCBI's taxonomy places the organism in Eukaryota, Viridiplantae, Streptophyta, Magnoliopsida, Ericales, Ebenaceae.